Molecule: messenger RNA, 2888 nt
Organism: Calypte anna (Anna's hummingbird)
Lineage: Eukaryota; Metazoa; Chordata; Aves; Apodiformes; Trochilidae
Gene: KCNB1
Product: potassium voltage-gated channel subfamily B member 1
Exons: 3
Coding region: 243-2831 (862 amino acids)
Biological process (GO): protein homooligomerization; potassium ion transmembrane transport
Cellular component (GO): voltage-gated potassium channel complex; membrane
Molecular function (GO): delayed rectifier potassium channel activity; protein binding
Source: RefSeq, a predicted model, not a curated record
GCGCGGCCGCCAUCCCUCCGCCUUGAGACAGCCCGCGGGGGGAUGCGAGCGGGGCUGCCCCUGCUGCCCGCCCCGCCGCAGGAUGUAGCCGCCCUCGGCUCCGCACAGCCCCGCACCGCCUCGCUGGGAGCCCGCAGGAGGAGCUCUGGGGCAUGGAGGGGAAGGAGAGGUGAGGAGAGCCGGCCCCUGAGCGCCCUGCCCCACGCCGCACCUUGGAGCGUCCAGCCUGAGGGGGACCAGCGAUGCCUCUGGGGAUGAAUAAGCAUGGAUCUCGCUCUACUACCUCUUUGCCUCCGGACCCCACGGAGAUCGUCAGGAGCAAGGCCUGCUCCCGAAGGGUCAAGCUCAACGUGGGGGGGUUGGCCCACGAGGUUCUCUGGCGGACCUUGGACAGGUUGCCACGGACCAGGCUGGGUAAGCUCAGAGACUGCAACACACACGACUCCCUCAUGGAGAUCUGUGAUGACUACAACCUGGAGGAGAACGAGUACUUUUUCGACAGGCAUCCCGGGGCAUUCACCUCAAUUUUGAACUUCUACCGUACUGGCAAGCUGCACAUGAUGGAGGAGAUGUGCGCCUUGUCCUUCAGCCAGGAGCUGGACUACUGGGGAGUGGAUGAGAUCUACCUGGAGUCUUGCUGCCAGGCCCGCUACCACCAGAAGAAGGAGCAGAUGAAUGAGGAGCUGAAGAGAGAAGCUGAGACACUGAGGGAAAGGGAAGGGGAGGAAUUUGAUAACACUUGCUGUGCUGAAAAGCGGAAAAAGCUCUGGGACCUCCUGGAGAAGCCCAACUCCUCUGUAGCGGCCAAGAUUCUGGCAAUCAUUUCCAUCAUGUUUAUCGUACUAUCUACUAUUGCCUUGUCCCUUAACACACUUCCUGAACUACAAGGCGUGGAUGAAUUUGGGCAGACCACAGAUAACCCCCAGCUUGCCCACGUGGAAGCAGUGUGCAUUGCCUGGUUUACCAUGGAAUACCUCUUGCGGUUCCUGUCCUCACCUAAGAAAUGGAAGUUUUUCAAAGGCCCACUGAACGCUAUCGAUUUGCUCGCUAUCUUACCCUACUAUGUCACCAUCUUCCUCACAGAAUCCAAUAAAAGUGUACUUCAGUUCCAAAAUGUACGACGGGUGGUCCAAAUAUUUCGGAUUAUGAGGAUACUCCGGAUUCUAAAGCUCGCCCGGCACUCAACUGGUUUACAGUCCUUGGGGUUUACACUGAGGAGGAGUUACAAUGAGCUUGGAUUACUCAUCUUGUUUUUGGCCAUGGGCAUUAUGAUCUUUUCCAGUUUAGUGUUUUUUGCAGAAAAGGAUGAGGAUGAUACAAAAUUCAAGAGCAUCCCAGCUUCUUUCUGGUGGGCAACAAUCACCAUGACAACGGUAGGCUAUGGAGAUAUAUACCCCAAAACACUUUUAGGUAAAAUAGUAGGAGGACUGUGUUGCAUUGCUGGAGUGCUGGUGAUCGCUCUUCCCAUCCCAAUUAUUGUCAAUAAUUUCUCUGAGUUCUACAAAGAACAGAAGAGGCAGGAGAAAGCCAUUAAGCGCAGGGAAGCUCUUGAAAGAGCAAAGAGGAAUGGCAGUAUUGUGUCCAUGAACAUGAAGGAUGCAUUUGCUCGUAGUAUAGAACUUAUGGACAUCGUGGUUGAAAAGAAUGGGGAAAACAUAUCCAAAAAGGAUAAAGUUCAGGACAAUCAUUUAUCUCCCAGUAAAUGGAAAUGGACCAAGAGGACACUCUCUGAAACUAGCUCUAGUAAAUCUUUUGAAACUAAGGAACAAGGAUCUCCAGAAAAAGCCAGGUCAUCUUCAAGUCCCCAGCACCUGAAUGUCCAGCAGCUAGAGGACAUGUAUAACAAAAUGGCAAAGACUCAGUCCCAGCCAAACCUUAAUACUAAAGAUUCGAGUCAACCUGGAAAGCAAAAGGAAGAGCUAGAAAUGGAAACCCUUCCCGGCCCUAUGGUGCCCUUGCUGACGACUCGCACUGAUGGGAUCAUUGACAUGAGGAGCAUGUCCAGCAUUGACAGCUUCAUCAGCUGUGCAGCAGAGUUCCCUGACACUGGGAGGUUUUCCCACAGCCCUCUUGCUACCCUUCCCUGCAAAGGCAGCAUCAACGUGAUUCAGGAGCAGAGCAGGCAUGAGGGGAGCAGUUCCAGAUUUGUGGAAAUGAUCCCAAGCUCUGAAGGCAGCCAGCGUUCAGCUUUUUUCAUAGAAAGUCCCAAAAGCUCCAUAAAGACCAGUAACCCUUUAAAACUAAGAUCUCUGAAAGUCAACUUCAUGGAAGAGGACACCAGCACAUUAGUACCAGCAUCCAAUGUACUGAGAUUAUACACAGACCCUCACAAGAGCCGGGGAGCUGCUGCUGCUGCCACAGAUGCUUCCUUACUCUCUGACAGAUCCCUUAUGAGUCCAGAACCCUCAAUCUACACAACAGCAAGUGCAAGAACACCUCCAAAGUCACCAGAGACACAGACAGCCAUAGCUUUCAACUUCCAUGAUGCUGGCAUACACAAAUAUAUAGAUGCUGACACUGAUGAUGAAGGUCAGCUGCUUUAUGAUUCAAGUCCACCCAGAAAUGUGAGUCCCAAGUACAAUGUUACAAACAGUGGCUAUCUAAAGCAAAGAGACAAUGUUUAUAGAACAGAGAAGAACCAUCUAGAAGCUGCUGCUUUACCCACCUCCCCUAAGCUGAUAGGACAAAACUGCAUUUACUCUAUGGAAGGUAUCACUGGAAGAACCCAGGUCAAUCAGGAGACUGUCAGACUAGAAAAUCACAUUUCUCCAGAAGUCCAUGUAUUACCAGGCAGUGGAGGACGUGGUAGCACACAUGAUCAAAGCAUCUGAAAUGGGCUCCAAAAAAAAAAACUUACUGAAAGUUUAAAGGAAUGUCUUUACAGUCAA